AUGGACGAUGACGACUUCGGCGGCUUUGAGGCUGCAGAAACCUUUGAUGGUGAACACAGUGGAAACCAAGCAAUGUCCCCUGCUGUCCCCUGGGCCACCUUUCCUGCAGUAUCCGGAGUGCGUCUCUCAUCAGCUUCUCCGGAGCUCAUUCUGGACCAUGACCACUCGUCUCCGUCCUCUGGCCGCCUCCCUUCCGAUGCUAUCAUCUCCUCACCAGAUGACACGCGUGCAGACAGCAGCCUCGUGAGUCAGAUCAUCCCCAAGGCUCAGAUCCAGCAGUCAGCGCACACACAUCGGACUAUCCCGCUUUUCCGGCUUGGCUUGAUGGAUGAGACGAGCCAUGGAGCGAUUUCACUGGAGGACGACCCUGAGGGUCCCGGAGCCAACGUGUCCAGCUCACAGCUCCAGCAAAAAAUAUCAAGUCUGGAGACCAAACUCAAAGCCUCUGAAGAAGAAAAACAGAGAAUUAAAAAGGAUGUGGACUCACUGAUGGAGAAGCACAGCGUCCUGGAGAAGGACUUCCUGAAGGAGAAGGAGCAGGAUGCCCUGUCCUUUCAAGCCAGAUACCGCGAGCUUCAGGAAAAGCAUAAGCAAGAACUGGAAGACAUGAGGAAGGCUGGGCACGAGGCACUGAGCAUUAUUGUGGAUGAGUAUAAGGCACUUCUACAGUCUUCAGUUAAGCAGCAGCUAGAUGCCAUCAAGAAACAGUACGUGUCUGCAAUCGAGAAACAGGCUCACAGGUGUGAGGAGCUGCUCCACGCUCAGCUUCACAAGGUCGCAGAAGCAAAGAGAUUGCCGAGUGCUUCAGAGUCUGAGUGA
Microtus oregoni (creeping vole) is the source of this 819-nucleotide messenger RNA. RefSeq names its product coiled-coil domain-containing protein 91-like. Gene Ontology annotation, biological process: Golgi to lysosome transport. Gene Ontology annotation, cellular component: trans-Golgi network. The transcript has 8 exons. The coding region runs from base 1 to 819 and encodes 272 amino acids. The record is from RefSeq and is a predicted model, not a curated record. NCBI's taxonomy places the organism in Eukaryota, Metazoa, Chordata, Mammalia, Rodentia, Cricetidae.